Messenger RNA from Penicilliopsis zonata CBS 506.65, 1668 nucleotides. RefSeq lists its product as hypothetical. The coding region runs from base 62 to 1555 and encodes 497 amino acids. Gene Ontology annotation, biological process: subtelomeric heterochromatin formation. Gene Ontology annotation, molecular function: histone H4 acetyltransferase activity. Gene Ontology annotation, cellular component: nucleus. Lineage: Eukaryota; Fungi; Ascomycota; Eurotiomycetes; Eurotiales; Aspergillaceae. The transcript has 4 exons. The record is from RefSeq and is a predicted model, not a curated record.
AGGUUAUCGGUGCUGCCUUUUCUCUUUACCUUCAUUAUUGCUCUUCAGCCCUUCUGGCAGGAUGGAGGAUACAGGAAACUGGUCCUGCAACGCCAACGACGCCGUCCAGAUUGCCUUGGUGCAGCCUGGCGAGGCGAAGCCUACGGUCCUGUCUACCUUCCAUCCCCAGUUUACAUACCCCAUCUUUGGUGAUGAUGAGGAGAUAUUUGGCUAUCGCGGCUUGAUUAUCCGCCUGCGGUUUGCCGCACAUGAUCUCCGCCCGCAUAUUCAUAUCUCAUACGACGAGAAAUUCAAGGCGGUCGAGGACGCAACCCCGCUGGACCUCAUCGCGACUCUGAAGCCUUUUUCGCACGAGGACGCAUUUAGCACUCUUCCCGAGUACGAAGCUGCCAUGCAGAAUGAUGAAAACACAAAGGACUUUACUCCUCCGGGUAAGCUGGUUCACAGUUAUGCCUCCAAAGACAACAGACAGUACGAGAUCUGGGCUGGCUCCCUGGCGGAUCCGGAGGUGCGACGUAUUAUAGACCGCGCCCAGAUUCUGGUGUCCUUCUUCAUUGAGGGCGGAACUCCGAUCGAGACGGACGACCCCGAGUGGACGCUUGAGAGAUGGACUGUUUACUUUGUGUACGAGAAGCUGGCCACGCCCCCGCCGACUGCCUCGCCGUACUCGAUUGUCGGGUAUUCUACAACCUACCGCUGGUGGUAUUUUCAGACUGGUGCAUUGCAGACUCGCACUGUCAGCGAGGGACCCUUCCCGCUUCCCGAAGCCCGGAUCUCGGAACUCCCUGCUCGACUGAGAAUUGCCCAGUUCUUGAUCCUCCCCCCUCACCAGGGCUCCGGUCAUGGCACCCAUCUUUACAACACCAUCCACACUGCGUGCUGCAAUGACCCGACCAUCAUGGAGCUGACCGUCGAGGAUCCCAACGAGGCGUUUGAUGUCCUCCGGGACACUGCGGACUUCCACAUGCUUCGUCCGAAAUUCUUGCACCACCAAGUGACCAUCAAUGCGGACCCGUACGCAGGCCAAACGCGCAUCCCGCGAUCCAGGACGGUGCCUACCAAUGCGCUGCUCCCCAUGAAUCUUCUCCAGGAUAUCCGUACGUCCCUGAAGAUCGAUACCACUCAGUUCGCGCAUAUUCUGGAGAUGUUCCUACUGAGCCAGAUCCCGACGAAGCACCGCGUCUCGGGCGGCGCAAGCAUGGCCCGGUUAUUGGUCAAAAAGCACAAGGCGGAAGAUCCCCACGACCGGCGUUACUACUGGUGGCGCAUGCUGGUCAAGCAGCGUCUCUACAAACGCCAUCGCGACACUCUUGUCCAGCUGGACCACGACGAGCGUGUCCAGAAGCUGGACGAGACCCUUGUCAACGUCGAAGAAGGGUACAGCGCGCUUCUUGAGGCCUUCCUGGAGCGGGAGAAGAAACUUGAGGCUCAAGAAGGAUCGGCGGAUGCUGGAACCUUGGGUAGAGACCAGCGCGUGAAGCGAAAGUUUACCGUCCAGGAUGACGAGGACGAGGAAGACCACGACCAGGAAUCGGCAAAACGGCCCAAGGUGUAAAGCAAAAGGUGGUAACUCGUGAUGAAUUCAAUUGACCCAAAUGUACAAUACUUCUAUUUUCAUGACCAUGUGAAUUUAAUCAAUUCAAAAUAAAAAAAAUAUUGACACUCAUU